GCAAUGAGAGAGUGGAGAUGCGGAGUCAGAAGGGGAAGUCUUCUCUGUACGUCAGGAACAUCCAGCCAAGUGACUCUGGGACUUAUCACUGCGAAGCGAUAAGUCCCAUCGGACAUGACCAGAAGAGCAUGCAUUUAGACAUUCAAUACGCUCCCAAGUUCCUCUCGACGCAGGUGACCUACUACUCGUGGGAGGGCAACGCAGUCAACAUCAGCUGCGACGUGGCGGCCAACCCUCAACCGGCCAUCCACUGGAGGAAGGGAGGGGUGGUCCUCCCAGACCUGGGUACGGCCGCGGUCAUCGUCCAUGAGAAGACCACCACGUUCCUCCUGGAGAUCACUCCGGCUGUGGACGGUGAUUUUGGCAGCUACGACUGCACGGCAAGUAACCAGAUCGGCACCCGCUCUCAGGUGUUCACCCUCGUCCAAGCAGCUGUCCCGUCGAGUCCGUACGGGCUGAGAGUCCUCGCCGCAUCGCAGACGGUGGCGAGAAUCGCCUUCACCAAGCCUGACUCGCACGGCGGCGUGCCCAUCCACCAUUACCGAGUGGAGGUGAAGCCAGCAGACACCGAGGACUGGAGGGCCGUCAACUCCAAUGGGACCCAGACUCAAGUCAUCCUGACCAGCUUGAAGCCCAAUUCGACCUACCACUUCCGUGUGGCGGCUGUCAAUGGCAAAGGCCAAGGGAAACACAGUCAGAUGGAAGCCUUUCACACUCUCCCAGUCCAGGAGCCCGGGCCACCCGCCGUCCAGGGCUACAAGGGCAACGGCAAGACCUUCAAGCUGGUGGUGACCAAGCAAGACGACGGAGGGUCUACCAUCCUGAAAUACACGCUGAAGUACCGGACCAAAGACAAGGACGAGGAGUGGGUGCAGAAGGUGACGGAGGGCGGCCAGGACUACAUCACCCUGGAGCAGCUCCAGUGGAACGUGAGGUACCAGGUACAGAUCUCAGCCGUCAACAAGCUGGGCACCUCCGAGCCCACCCUCUACGAGUUCACCAUGCCACCAGAACCCAACACCAUCGCCAACACGCUGUUCCGGAGCCUGGGGUUGGGGGCGGUGGUGGGCCUCGCCGUUGCCGCCCUGCUGCUGAUCCUGGUCAUCACCGACAUCAGCUGCUUCUUCAGCAAACAGUGCGGCGUGCUGAUGUGCAUCGCCACCAGGCUGUGCGGGAAGAAGAACGGCUCCAGCACCAAAGUCAAGGAGGCGGAAGAAGGCAAAGCGGCCUACUUGAAGGACGGAUCGAAGGAACCGAUAGUGGAGAUGAGGACAGAAGAUGAACCAAUCACAAACCACGAUGGGAGCUCGGCGAACGAACCAAACGAGACCACGCCUCUCACCGAGCCAGAGAAGUUACCAUUGAAGGAAGGCAACGGCAAGGAAUGCUUGAGUCCAGAAGGCCUGGAGGAAGUUGUGCCGAACGACGUCGUCCAACCGAAAGAAGAAGGCACCAAAGCAUAAUCAGAAGAACUCUUAGUCCAAGACGCUAGCAAAACACCGUAUACCUUGCCCAGCCAACGUUUCUGGGAAAGUAAGUCCAUAAUUUGUGAGGUCAAGGUAUCAGAAUGGCUUUGGAAACUUUCCUAAGUUGCAUUUUCAGUAAUACAAAAAAAGAAAAUCACGAAAUGUGUCCGAGUUUUUUCUGGAAGGAUUUUUGGAGAAAAAAAGAUAUUUGUCUUAAAUUUUUUUUCCCCCUUUUGCUGUUAAGAAAAUUUUUAAAAAGUGUGACAUGUAACUGAUAUUGUGGAGUUAAAGUUAAAAAAAAAAAUCGAUC
Molecule: messenger RNA, 1776 nt
Organism: Amblyraja radiata (thorny skate)
Lineage: Eukaryota; Metazoa; Chordata; Chondrichthyes; Rajiformes; Rajidae
Gene: ncam2a
Product: neural cell adhesion molecule 2a
Exons: 10
Coding region: 18-1463 (481 amino acids)
Cellular component (GO): neuron projection
Molecular function (GO): protein binding
Source: RefSeq, a predicted model, not a curated record